AUGGUAGAAUAUUUCUCACGGAGCUACCACACUCCGAAUGAUCGUUAUAAACCGAAUAACAAUGCAGUAAAUGGAGCAGUAACUAACAAUAUCAGAUAUUACACUGAAGAUGAGCUCAAUAUUCCCAUGCCAAAUUCUUUUUUUCCUACUUUGUACAAUGGAGAAUUGACUUACAAUUACUAUCCCAUGAGCAGUAGUACCAGCUCAUCCAGUUAUCAGCCGAGUUCUGAUUAUGUUCAACAAGAAGAAGAGUGGGACAGAGAUGCAUUACUUGAUCCUUUGUGGGAACAGCAGCAGAAAAAGGUAAGAGUUUUUCAAUUUUAAUUCUAACUUGAUAAUAGUGUUUUUAUUGACAUAUAAUGUUAGUUUAGAGAGGAAAACGUUGGGAAACAGGUAUAAGACAAGAAAAACAGUAUUAGGUAACAACAUUUAAAAAUUUGUGAGUCAAAAAUUUUUAAAACGGCUUUUUUGUAGUUUAGGUAAUACCAAUAUAUUUUCAGACGUUUACUGCAUGGAUUAAUAGCCAUUUACGGAAAGCUGGAACUAAGAUCGAUUCUCUGGAACACGACUUCCAGAACGGGUUGAAGUUAAUGUUAUUACUGGAGGUAAUUUCUGGUCAGACUUUGCCAAAACCUGAUAAAGGAAGGACAAGGUUUCACAAGAUAGCUAAUGUUAGUAAAGCUUUGCAGUAUAUUCAGUCCAGAGGCGUUAAAUUGGUUUCUGUUGGUCCUGAAGGUAAUUUUUACUAUGUUAGACAUUAAUUUUAAAGGAAUAUAACAGUUUGUAUAAGAGUUCUUGAUUUUUUAAAUUAUAAUUGAUUUUUUGUCAUCAAUAAUGACUUUUUUAGAAGUUGUUGAUGGUAACGUCAAGCUCACACUUGGAUUGAUUUGGACCAUUAUCUUGAGAUUUGCGAUUCAAGAGAUUAGCGUCGGAGGUAAUGAAUUAAAAGAUCUUGAGGUCUUAAAACAGACUAUUUAUUGUCUAAAACAUUGACUUCAAUCUAAUUUUGAUUGUAUGAGAGUCUAAAUUUAAAAAAAAUCUCAUUGUGUAAUUUUCAGCACAUUCUGCUCGAGAUGGCCUAUUACUCUGGUGCCAACGGAAGACAGAGCCUUAUGAUGAUGUAGAUAUCCAGAACUUCAGUACCAGCUGGAAGGAUGGAUUGGCAUUUUGUGCUUUGAUUCAUAGACACAGACCUGAUCUACUAGACUAUCCUGGGUUGAAUCCAAGAGAGCAUCUGACGAACCUGAAGACGGCGUUUGACGUUGCUGAGAAGGAACUUGACAUACCUAAAAUGUUGGAGCCUGAAGGUAAGUUACAGUAAAAUACAGAAUGGGUGUUAUGACAGCACCAGUUAUUUACAGAAUUAGCUGUAUAAUUUAAAAUUAAGUAGCUGUUACAUAAAAUAUUUAAAAAUUCUUCACGUUUUGAAGUAACUCUCUAUCUGCUUCUUCAGCUGUCGCUUUACCUUUGGCACCAGACCAAAAGUCUAUCAUAACUUAUGUUUCCUGCUUCUACCACACUUUCGAAAGACCAAAACGGGUGUUGUUUAGUUCAGAUAAGCCUACGAGUAACUUUAAUAAGACAGUAAGAGGUCACUCCUUGCCUAAAGAUACAGUAUACCGGGUACAACCUCCUCACAAGACUACCUCUUUACGUCAAGUAUUACCUACAAAGCAACCGUUUACUGAUAAUAGCAUCAAACCACAACCUAAAACAUUUUUAUUACCUAAAAGUGUGGCUAAAUAUAUCAGUAAGACAUUGCCAAAGGGUACUUUAACCAGUAACGAAAAACUAAAUGCUAAUGGCAGUAAUGGCACUCAAAAUAGUACUAUUAAUCAACCUGUCAGUCCAUUGUUGAGUAGUCCACCUCUUCACGAAGCUACAGUAGUCAGACUGCCGGAUGUGGAUAGGAAUAGUAGGAGGCCUCGACCACGGUCAGAUAUCUUUGAGUGUAAGACUAAUUUGUUACCGAAAAGAGAGAUAUUAGAGUAUAUAUCAACCGGGUAUCGACAGAUUGUGUCUGCACAGAAGGUUGAGUUACAACAGGAGAGGGUAGUACAUCCUUCGAUUGUUAGAGUUGAUCCUAAAAGAGUAAGGGGUGUAAUAUAUGUUUAGAGUGGCACUAUUUGCAUUGCUUUAACUUGAUUUGUACAGGAGUGAUAUAUGUUGUUCGAUUGUUGUGUGUAACAUAUUUUGUAGUUAAUAUUUUAAGUUUAGACUGAGUGUGGGAAACUUUUCUUACGAUUGUUUAUGUCAUUUUUAUGUUAAAUGGUACAAUAACUUGUUUCAGUGCUUGUCAAUUCGUCCGUUCCUGAUGAAAAGGCUGUGAUGACAUAUGUUUCGUCUUUUUAUCACAAAUUUACCGGAAAAAACAAGGUAACCCUUUUUGUGUUUUAUUUUUUAUGUUGUUUUAAUUGUGCGUUUUGUUUGCUUAAAUUCUAGUACUAAAGUAAUAUUGUUUUAGUUAGAAAAAGCGGCCAAUCGAAUUGGUCGAGUGUUGACACAAAACAGAGAGAAUGUCAAGAUGGCAGAUGACUAUGAGUUGUUGGCUGAUGAUCUUCUAACCUGGAUUGACACUUGGAUGCCAGUAGUUUCGAACCGCAACGAAGAGACGGAUUCAGAAGCCUUGAAGCGAAGAAUGAGUAAAUUCAGACAUUAUCGACAGAAUGAGAAGCCACCAAGGAUUGAGGAAAAGAGUCAGUUGGAGACAUUAUUCAACACACUACAGAAUCGACUGAGAUUGGCUAAUCGACCAGCUUUUCAGCCGAGGGAUGGACAGAGCAUCAGGGUUUGUUAUAUUUUAGUUUUGGAUAGAAUUGCGAUUAAUCUUUUUUCAUAUAACAAUAUAAUUUUUGAAGGUUUGGUAUUCUUUGCUACACUUAUGAUUUAUUCUAAUAUUUGUGGAACAAUUAUGUUUUCAGGAAAUCAACAUGGCAUGGAAUAACUUAGAACAAUCGGAGAAAGGCUACGAGGAAUGGCUACUAUCAGAAGUUAUGCGUCUGCAAAGACUUGAGAGGCUGGCUGAGAAGUUUUAUCGUAAAUGUGCAGCUCAUAAUCAAUGGUGUUUGGGCAAAGAAGAAAAGUUGAAGUCAAAUGACUAUAAAUCAGCAGAUUGCUACAAUAUAAAGGCCAUCAGAAAGAGACACGAAGCCAUUGAAAGUGACAUGGAAGGUCAUCAAGAAAGGAUUGGUCAGAUCGUGCAAAUUGCAAAGGAAUUGACCAGAUUACAGUACGCCAAAGCACUAGAAGUUGCUGAAAAGUGUGAAGAUGUUGUUGUAGAGUGGGAAACCCUGGGGCAGUUGGCUAAAAGUAGAAGAAGUAAGAUAACAGAGGCUGAGAAGAUAGUGAAAGAGUUGGAUGAGAUACAUCUUAAGUUGGCGAAACAGCUGGGACCAUUUCACUCGUGGUUGGAUUCUGUCAAGGAAGACCUGAAUGAUAUUGUCAUUGUGAAUCAGAUGGACGAGGUCGAGAGUUUACUGGAAGAUCAUAGGCUGUUCAAUAAGACACUGCCUGAGGCUGAAAGUACUUUGAAUAAGAUCAGAGAGUUACAUAAGAGGACAGAAGACAUUGUGAGGACAAAUAAGUUGGAUUCUAGUCUGUUGAGGAAUCCAUACACUGACUUUUCGGUCGAUAAAAUUGAGAAAAUGUGGAGGGAAAUGGAGGAUUUGUUACCUAAAAGGGAGUCACAGCUGAAACAGGAGAAGAACAGGCAACAAAGUAAGUUUUUAAGUUGUUUUUGGUUUAAAUGCUAUUUUUGGCUAUAUUUCUGAGAGUUUAAGAUAAAUUUUAAAAUAUUUUAGAAAGCCAACAAUUACAAUCAGAGUUUGCGGAGAAAGCAAACAUUGUUGGACCAUGGCUAGAAGACUUGCUCGAACAAGUCCUAACAACAAGGUCCACUCCUAACACAACAUUAGAAUCUACGUUGGCAGAUCUUAAAGUAAUCAAAGAUGAUGUAAGUGUUUGUUAUCUUUACAUCAAAGUUUAGUUUUUUGGAAUUUUGAGACAAACUUUUUAAACUUUGACUUACAGGCAUUUGCUAACAAACACGAGCUGACAGAAUUGGAAAAGAUCAAUCACAAUAUGCAUGAGAACAUGAUUUUCGAAGCUCCAACUUCCAAGUACACGAUGGAAUCGCUUAGAGUGGGAUGGGAGUCUCUAAUGACAGCCUUAAAUAAGGUCUCGAAUGAAGUUGAGAACCAGAUUCUGUUGAGAGACAGUAAAGGAUUGACUAACGACCAGCUGAAGGAAUAUCGCCGAGCUUUUGUCCAUUUUGAUAUCGAUUCGAAGGGAUUGAAUGAAGAACAAUUAAAGGCCUUCUUGAUAUCGAUUGGAAAUGAACAUGGAGAUGUUCACGAGCUGUUUAAGCAACUGGAUGUAAAUAAUUUGGGUUAUGUUGGGUUUGAAGCUGUGAUAGACUAUUUGACAAAGGAAAAUACUGAUCAAGAUAAGGCUGAGCAGAUGAUCGAAGCCUUUAGGCUGUUGGCCAAUGGACGGUCAGCUGUUACUGAGGAUGAGGUACGGUGUUUUUUAUAUCUGUAGAAUUUGUAGGUAAUUGUAUUUAACCUGUAAAACCCUUGGUCUAGAAAAAAGAUACGAAACUGUACCUGACUUGUCAUACAUUAUUUAUAGUCAGUAACCUUGGUGAUAGACAUAAUAUCUUUAAAAGUGUAAAACACAAAUGAUAAUAAUUGCAGAUUCGAAAGGAAUUACCGCCAAAACUGGCAUCGUACUGUAUAAAACAACUGAAACAUUACCACGAUCCCUCUGAUAGAGGAUACGAUUACGAGACAUUCUGCAGGAACAUAUUUAUUCACUAA
Bursaphelenchus okinawaensis is the source of this 4817-nucleotide messenger RNA. NCBI's taxonomy places the organism in Eukaryota, Metazoa, Nematoda, Chromadorea, Rhabditida, Aphelenchoididae. The record is from the annotation of a GenBank genome assembly.